Molecule: messenger RNA, 3236 nt
Organism: Anastrepha obliqua
Lineage: Eukaryota; Metazoa; Arthropoda; Insecta; Diptera; Tephritidae
Gene: Pex6
Product: peroxisomal ATPase PEX6
Exons: 5
Coding region: 404-3109 (901 amino acids)
Biological process (GO): protein import into peroxisome matrix
Cellular component (GO): cytosol; peroxisomal membrane
Molecular function (GO): ATP binding; ATP hydrolysis activity
Source: RefSeq, a predicted model, not a curated record
UGUCUAUUAAAUAUUCUGAACAGCUACACACUUCUCAUUGACAAAUUGGGCUUUACUGUAAAUAAUUAAAAAUAGCAGCAAAUUAUUUCUUAAUUGAAAAUAAUUUUUUCAGCUAAAUAGCCUAAAAAGAAGCCUAUUGAAGAAAUUAAUACCUGUGUCGAAAUGAAGAGACGCGUUAUUGUAAAAAAGCUCCAUACAGGGUAAAGUUUUUAUUAAAUGAUUUGGAGAGGUGCUUUUAAUACUAUUGCUCUUAACCUUAUAUCCCCAAUGUAUUUGUCAAUCAAAGCCUAAAGGUUACGCAUUACUACUUCCCUAAACGACUAACAACAAGUAAAUGUGUGUUAAUUGAUUUAAAACAAAUACUGUGUGCUCUAUAUAACCGCAUAUUGGAGUUAACACAACAAUGUUCGAAGAGAAGAAAAUUGUGAGCUGCAAUCCAAAACGCUCCAUUGACGAUGGUUCACCCACAAAAUAUACGUACGUCGGACGCAUGCUGGAACUAAUUGAAGGCUAUAACGUUGCCGUACAAAUUUUGUAUCCAAAGUUUCCAUGGUACAUAUUUCCAGGUCAUCUCAUCUAUGCAGUUUACAAACGCUACAUGAAAUACUAUAAGGGCAAAUAUCGUCUAGUGCCCAUACCGAAUGCUUUGUAUGAUAUGUUAAUAGACAAAGAGCUUAUAAAGUCCGAACACAUUGUAUUCGCAGCGCAAGAAGUUUAUGAUGAAUAUACAGAAUCCGCCGACGUAAAUUUUGUUAAUUUGGUUAUAACCGCAGAGGGCGGUUUACACAAUUCAUCCACUAACGGAAAGAGCAAAAGCUUAAUUCCUGCAUCCGACCAUGUUAUCAAACAAAUGCUUAAUUGUGCUCCACAUACAAUCGUUGCGCAAUUGUUACCCACUGCCAAUAGUCAAUCUAAUUGUAUUUUUGUACAAGAGAAUUUCUAUGCGAAUUUAAUGGAUCGUUUUCGUGUAACUAACGAUUAUAGCCGUCGCACACGCUUUUGGGCACAUUUAGAGCAUUUAAGUGAUGACCAAACAAUUCCUAGCAUUGCGACUAAGGCACAUAUCUAUUUGUUAAAUACUCCAUACGAUCUGCCUGCGGAAGUAUCUGAGUUAAUACUCAAUAAUUUCUUUAAUACGCCUCGUUUGCUGCAUCGUGGACACACGUAUCGUAUUGAGCUCAAUGCACAACUGGUUGGCACCGUUGCGUUUGCGCACUAUUACUUGAUUUUUGCAUAUUUGAAGCAUGUUUACUUCCGUUGUGCGCAUCUUGAGUUAAAAGGCAAUGAUUUUGAGAUGCAGGCCAUUAUUGCUAAAAACUUCACCAACCUAGUGCAAGUACCGCACACACAUCACUUUCUGCCGCGACAACUUAUGAACAAUAUUGCAAUCACGGAAAAUUAUCCCAUCGGUUUAAUGCGCACAUACCGGAUCCUGCGCGACUCAAUAGAUGCUUUUUUACCCAAAAAAUCAGCCUGUUUGUCAUCUAAGCACAUUUAUCCAAUAUUUCUUUUGCAAGGCGAGCGUGGCGCUGGUAAAACAAAACUGACAAAUGCGGUCGGGCAGGAGCUAGGUUUACAUGUAUUUGGCGUUGAUUGUGCGGAAAUAGUAUCACAAGUGCCUUCUCAUACAGAAAUGAAAUUGAAAACUGUUUUCGCCAAAGGCAGUAUUAGUGAACCACUGCUUAUAUGCUUCCAUAACUUUGAGAUAUUUGGUAUCGAUAAUGAAGGAAAUGAGGAUCUACGCUUGUUAUCUGCUUUUCAAGUUCAAGUCCAAGAACUUUUCACACACGAUCGCAAACAUCCAAUAGUUAUUGUAGCGCUGAUCAAUGAAAAGUUUCUCAAACCAAUGGUACAACGACUUUUCUUGGAGGUUAUACACUUAGAGACGCCAACUAAGGAAGAACGUUAUAAAAUACUGUGCUGGCUUCAUGCUCGUGAAGUCUUCAACGACAAGAUUUUCAAUCAAAAGGCGAUAGCGUCUUUGCCACUUUUCAGUUUAGAUCAAAGGGAUCGUUAUAUGACGCGAAUCUCACCAAAAUGGAUGGAAAUAAAAUCUAUUUUGCAAGAAGUUGCAGAGAAAUCACAGGGAUUCUUGCUGGGUGAUUUACAAAUGUUGUAUGAAAAUGCAAUCCGUGCACUAUGCUACAACCGAGAAUCUAAAUGCAAUUCCAAUCUCAAAUUCGCACACUUCUCCAAGCACCUUAUUGAAAUGCAAACCUCAUUUGCCGAUAGUCUUGGUGCACCCAAAGUACCGAAAGUCCUCUGGUCCGAUAUAGGAGGCCUCUCAAAACUUAAAGAUGAAAUUCAGAGUAGUAUUGGUUUGCCAUUGAAUCACAUGCAUUUAAUGGGCAAAAAUUUGAGGCGCUCGGGUAUACUUUUAUAUGGUCCACCAGGAACAGGCAAAACCUUGGUGGCGAAAGCUGUAGCGACGGAGUGCAACUUAAGUUUUCUGUCGGUGCAAGGACCAGAACUGUUAAAUAUGUAUGUUGGCCAGAGUGAACAAAACGUACGCGAGGUAUUUGCUCGCGCACGUUCAGCUGCACCGUGUGUACUAUUUUUGGACGAACUAGAUUCUUUAGCGCCUAAUCGAGGUGUAGCUGGAGAUUCGGGCGGUGUAAUGGAUCGAGUGGUGUCACAAUUGCUCGCUGAAAUGGAUGCUUUGGGCGAUGCAACAAAACCAGUUUUUAUCUUAGCUGCCACUAAUCGGCCAGAUCUUAUUGAUCCAGCUUUACUACGGCCCGGUCGCUUUGAUAAGCUAUUUUAUGUGGGGCCUUGUGCGACAACUGAUGACAAGGCAGCUGUUUUAAGUGCACAGACACAGCGCUUCCACUUGGCUAAGAACCUUAACCUGAAUGACAUUGCCGCAAAACUUAAAGGCGAUAUGUCUGGCGCUGAUCUAUACUCGAUAUGCUCGAAUGCUUGGCUAUCGGCAGUUAGACGUACUGUUGACAAGCAUCUGAGAGAUAAUACCUGUGAUGAGCGGCUAGUCGCCGAUAAUGUGCUUGUCGAAAUGGAAGAUUUCAACAAAUCUUUCAGUCAAUUCGUACCAUCCAUUAGCAAAAGUGAUCUGGAAUAUUUCAAUGAAUUGAAAUCGUCUUACAGUGUUUAGCUGUCGGACCAAUAUUUGGCAGUUGGAGAAUUAAAAACCAAAAGUUUCUAAAAAAAUUGUUAAGUUUUGAGAACACAGUUUGUUGCCGUUAAAUAUAAUAAUAAAAAUGCGUUUGCUUUCUUCGGAA